CCCCGACGGGGCCACGCUGCCUGGCAAUCGCAAAGGGGGCGGGCAAGCUCGCCGCCCUGCCUCCUCUGGUUGCUAAGAAAUUAGGCUCUCGGGCGGGGUGAAGGAGCUGUUGCAAAGGCGCAACGCGACUGUCGUAAAAAAAAAUCCCGGGAAAGAUGUCGUGAAGCGCGGUCGGUGUGAUCUGCGGCGAAGACAGUGACCGGGUCCAGCUCUCGGCACUUAUAUGCCCCGUCCCCUAGCGGCUACUUUCCCCUCGUGCUCCAUGUGGGGCCCAGGCCGGGCUCUCGGCCUCUCCUUCGCUUCCUUCUAUGGCCCGGAAAACAGUUAGCAGGAAGCGGAAAGCGGCGUCGACUGCCGCCCUCACAGAGCCCGGGGGGCUCCAGGGGGAGCAGUAUGGGUGGGAUCACUCAGUUCACAAAAGGAAAAGGCUCCCCCUGGUGAAGAGGUCCCUGGUCUACUAUCUGAAAGGUAGAGAGGUCAGGAUGCAGAAUGAGUCCAGCUAUCACCACUUGUUGCAUGGAUACACAGCCCAGCAGCUUCCCAGUCUCCUGAAGGAAAGAGAAUUCUACCUCGGAACCCUUAAUAAAGUGUUUGCUUCCCAGUGGCUGAACCACCGACAAGUGGUGUGUGGGACAAAAUGCAACACAUUAUUUGUAGUAGAUGUCCAGACUGGUCAAAUUACCAAGAUUCCUAUUCUGAAAGAUCGUGAAGCCAGCAUGGUGAACCAGCAGGGAUGUGGUAUUCAUGCCAUUGAGCUCAACCCCUCGAGGACCCUUCUGGCCACUGGUGGAGACAACCCCAACAGUCUUGCAGUUUAUCAUCUGCCUACACUCAAUCCUGUCUGUGUGGGAGAUGAUGGACAUAAGGACUGGAUAUUUUCAAUUGCAUGGAUCAGUGAUACCAUGGCUGUUUCUGGUUCCCGGGAUGGUUCGAUGGGUCUCUGGGAAGUCACAGAGGAUGUGUUAUCCAAAAGCGAUGCCAGACAUAAUCUCUCUCAAGUUCCUGUCUAUGCCCACAUAACACACAGGGCUCUGAAGGAUAUCCCAAAGGAGAACACCAAUCCCGACAACUGCAAAGUCCGAGCAUUGGCUUUCAACAAUAAGAACAACGACCUGGGAGCUGUGUCCCUAGAUGGGUAUUUUCAUCUUUGGAAAGCAGAGCACACACUAUCAAAGUUACUUUCCAUGAAGUUGCCAUACUGCAGGGAGAACGUGUGUUUGGCUUAUGGUCAGGAGUGGUCAGUGUAUGCAGUAGGAUCACAGGCACAUGUAUCCUUUCUGGAUCCCAGGCAGCCUUCUCACAACAUUAAAUCCGUCUGUCCCAAAGAACGAGGCAGUGGUAUUCGAUCGGUGAGCUUCUAUGAGCACAUCAUCACAGUGGGAACAGGGCAAGGUUCCUUGUUGUUCUAUGAUAUCAGAGCCCAGAGGUUCCUGGAUGAAAAGCCCCCACGUGCCUGCUAUGGACAGAAGCAGAAAUUAGGAGGAAGUGAAAUUUUGAAGUUGACUACUGGGAAAGGCUGGCUGAAUCAUGAUGAAACCUGGAGGAAUUAUUUUUCUGACAUAAAUUUCUUCCCAAAUGCUGUUUACACCCACUGCUAUGACUCGUCUGGAACAAAACUCUUCGUGGCAGGAGGCCCCCUUCCAUCAGGACUUCAUGGGAAUUACGCUGGUCUCUGGAGCUAA
This is a messenger RNA of Strigops habroptila (Kakapo), 1682 nucleotides long. Its product is annotated as DDB1- and CUL4-associated factor 12-like. Gene Ontology annotation, molecular function: protein binding. The record is from RefSeq and is a predicted model, not a curated record. The transcript is spliced from 9 exons. Gene Ontology annotation, cellular component: Cul4-RING E3 ubiquitin ligase complex. NCBI's taxonomy places the organism in Eukaryota, Metazoa, Chordata, Aves, Psittaciformes, Psittacidae. The coding region runs from base 309 to 1682 and encodes 457 amino acids.